AUGGGAAAGCCUGCUAUCCUUGAAAUUCGUGGCCACUUGCAAGCGAUUGGAUUUUUACAUGUGUCUCGCAUGUUCAAAGGCUGUAAACUCGAUUUGGCACUAAUCAGCACGUUGGUAGAAAGAUGGAGGCCCAAAACACACACUUUACACCUUUCAUGUGACGAGUGUACAAUCACACUCAAUGACGUAGUGCUACAAAUCGGUCUGUUGAUGGAUGGGCCAGUCAUCACGGGAUCAAUGAUCGUUCCAAGUAAAGUGGGCCUCUGUGAAUCACUAUUGGGAAAGGUCCCGGACAAGUUCAAAAGUGGUCGGAUAUCGAUUAAUUGGUUGAAGGAUAAUUUUGACGAGCUUCCUGAAAAUCGAACGGAGGAGGUCAUAGAACAAUAUGCCCGAGCAUACAUCAUGAGGUUAAUUGGGGGCAUUUUAAUGUCAGACAAAUCUCAAAAUUUGGUGCACAUAAAGUGGCAAUUACAUCUAAUGGACUUCAAUGAGUGCGAAAAACUAAGUUGGAGAUCUGUCGUUUUGUCCAUAUUAUUCCGGGAGAUGUGUAGGGCCACGAUACUGAGUGCAGCGUCAAUUGGUGGUUGCCUGCUCAUGCUGCAGGCAUGGGUUUGGUGGCGAUUACUAUUUUUACAUCCCAAGGUGACCGACCUAUACAUGUUCCCGUUGGUGACGAGAAGUGUUGGACAAUCAAUAGAUGUGGGACGCCAAUGUGCCAUUGGUAGUGUACACGAUGGUGGAAACGCACUAAUCGGGUUGGGUGUUAUGGCAGCCUGGGUGGAGGCAACAAAUUCCACCACCAUUGCAAGACUUGAAGGAGUUGUACAAGGUGGACAUGCAGGGGAAGGACAAUAA
Molecule: messenger RNA, 855 nt
Organism: Gossypium arboreum
Lineage: Eukaryota; Viridiplantae; Streptophyta; Magnoliopsida; Malvales; Malvaceae
Product: serine/threonine-protein phosphatase 7 long form homolog
Exons: 2
Coding region: 1-855 (284 amino acids)
Biological process (GO): meristem maintenance; meristem development
Source: RefSeq, a predicted model, not a curated record